UUGUCCACUUUGGAUGAUAUUUUGAAACCAGAGCGCACGAGCAAUGUAGUAGUACCAAAUUUUGGAGAUUUCAAUUUUGAUGAGCUACCAGUUCAACGACAAAGGAAUAGUACUGAGUGUGGUGUGCACGUCAUGCAGUGGAUGCGCUAUGGAUCCAAGGAUCUUGAUAGAGUGAUAGGAGAAGAACACAAAUUACCGGCUCGAAAGGAGAUUCUAUGGUAUCUGGCUACACAUUUUGAAAACCGUGCACGAGAAAAUCUUUUCAAGGCAGUAGUAGAUGAAUGCAUGGAACGAGGCAAAGAGAGACAGAGUUCCAAGAAAAAAGCAAAGAAAUGAAGUCGUUAAGUUACAAUGUUGCAUUAUUUGGACCAUACAUUUAUUUUGUAUUUGCGAGAUCGUUUCAUUUUGGAUUUUGAAUGUUUAUCGUUUAUUAGAUUUGUUAUACAAUUAUGUAUGUGACUGAAUUUACGAUUUCAAUCGUCU
Linum tenue is the source of this 483-nucleotide messenger RNA. The record is from the annotation of a GenBank genome assembly. NCBI's taxonomy places the organism in Eukaryota, Viridiplantae, Streptophyta, Magnoliopsida, Malpighiales, Linaceae.